Molecule: messenger RNA, 1049 nt
Organism: Lotus japonicus
Lineage: Eukaryota; Viridiplantae; Streptophyta; Magnoliopsida; Fabales; Fabaceae
Product: proteasome subunit alpha type-4
Exons: 2
Coding region: 101-853 (250 amino acids)
Biological process (GO): ubiquitin-dependent protein catabolic process
Cellular component (GO): proteasome core complex; cytosol; proteasome core complex, alpha-subunit complex
Source: RefSeq, a predicted model, not a curated record
UCCAAAUCCCUCUUUCAAACCUUCCACUCCUCACUCGAUCGAUCGGUGCCGUUCAUCUCUCUCUCUCGACGCCUCCGAUUUCCGUUGUCAAGUGAUCAAAAUGUCUCGAAGAUAUGAUAGCCGUACAACAAUCUUCUCCCCCGAGGGUCGUCUUUACCAAGUGGAGUAUGCAAUGGAGGCCAUUGGGAAUGCUGGUACUGCAAUAGGGAUCUUAUCAAAAGAUGGGGUUGUGCUGGUUGGUGAAAAGAAGGUCACAUCCAAGCUGCUGCAGACCUCAACUUCCACCGAGAAAAUGUACAAGAUCGAUGAUCAUGUUGCAUGUGCUGUGGCUGGGAUAAUGUCUGAUGCCAACAUCCUAAUCAACACAGCCAGGGUACAAGCGCAACGCUACACAUUUGCCUAUCAAGAGCCCAUGCCAGUUGAGCAGCUAGUUCAAUCUCUCUGCGACACCAAGCAAGGCUACACCCAAUUUGGCGGUCUUCGACCAUUUGGAGUCUCCUUCCUGUUUGCAGGGUGGGACAAGAAUUUUGGCUUUCAGCUUUACAUGAGUGACCCCAGUGGAAAUUAUGGUGGUUGGAAAGCUGGAGCUAUUGGUGCAAAUAACCAGGCUGCACAGUCAAUACUGAAACAGGACUAUAAGGAUGAUAUCACUAGAGAAGAAGCAGUGCAACUUGCAUUGAAGGUUUUAAGUAAAACCAUGGACAGCACAAGUCUGACAUCAGAUAAGCUUGAACUUGCUGAGGUUUAUCUGUCUCCUUCUGGAAAAGUCAAGUAUGAAGUUUGCUCCCCAGAGUCCCUCACUAAGCUGCUAGUGAAGUCUGGUGUGACCCAACCAGCAACAGAAUCUGCCUAGUUUGCUGUUCUAUCCCCUGAUGCAGUUUAAUUAUGUCUAUCCUUUUCAUUUCUGGUGUUUUUGGAUUAGAUUGCAGAUAUUGGCUCAAACAUAUUCAAGCUUAGACAUUGUGUAUGUUGGUAAUGCUGAUGGCAGAUAUUUCGUAUUUCUUAGAUUUUCAUGACAGUUCGAUGGUAUUUGCGUUCCAUUUGGUUUA